UUGGCUACACUCUCAGACAGUCCCAAGAAACAUUAGCCGCCAAAUUAAAAUUUAAAGGAAAUUGUGCGUAAUCUGCACCGAUGACACAACGGGAACUAACUCCAUUUUAUUUAUAAAGUCAGUGUCCAGCCACGGCGAGCAUUUCGCGGACGUGCGUGACCUAAACAUACCUACGGCGCUCGCCUAAACGCCGGCGCUUAAGUGUAUUAGCAAAAAAGAAGUAACUAUGGAAGAAGUACCAAAGUAUCCGCCUCCGCCGCCGCCUCAAGCGUCAAAGCGCUUAAGCAGACCCAAGAUAACCCUACAAAUCCCUCAAUCACCAUAUGGAGGCCCACCGUCCGCCGUCCCAAGAUUUGCAACCCCCAAUAAGUACCAUGGUUAUCCACCAAGAACGCCAGAAUCUCAUAAGUUUCAUCCCAAUUUUAACCCAGAAUGGUAUUUACACAUGACUCAAGCGUCGGACUUUAUAAGGAAUACGGCGAAAAGUGGCCUAAGUUUCGGUGAAAAGACUGCUCUGUGGAUUGUUGGUAAAUUGAAGCACUUGUCGAAGCGAUGGUUCACGCAUUUCUUUUUGAUGUUGUGUCUGGUGUUGUACAGUGUUAUGGGAGCGGCGAUCUUCAUGGCUUUAGAGGGUCCUCAUGAAGAGAAAUACGACAAGCAGUUGGGCGAUAUUCGGAAAGACUUCGCAAAAACGGUCCAUGAUUUUGUGGUCAAAAAUACAGCAUUAAGGGACGAAAACUACACCUUCAUAGUGUCAAAACUGGAGCUAUACGAGAAAGACGUCAGUGAGUGCAUCACAAAACUGCCGGACAACAACACCACGCGCACGACUUGGACAUUCAUCAACUCCAUGUUUUACUCCGGCACCAUAUUCACAACUAUUGUAAGAGACUCUUAA
Messenger RNA from Cydia strobilella, 898 nucleotides. RefSeq lists its product as uncharacterized. Gene Ontology annotation, molecular function: outward rectifier potassium channel activity; potassium ion leak channel activity. Gene Ontology annotation, cellular component: plasma membrane. The transcript has 4 exons. Lineage: Eukaryota; Metazoa; Arthropoda; Insecta; Lepidoptera; Tortricidae. The record is from RefSeq and is a predicted model, not a curated record. Gene Ontology annotation, biological process: stabilization of membrane potential; potassium ion transmembrane transport. The coding region runs from base 227 to 898 and encodes 223 amino acids.